Messenger RNA from Cotesia congregata, 2136 nucleotides. The record is from the annotation of a GenBank genome assembly. Lineage: Eukaryota; Metazoa; Arthropoda; Insecta; Hymenoptera; Braconidae.
AUGCAAGCCAAAAAACGGUACUUAUUAUUAUUUGUAACUUGCGCGUUUCUUGGCUACUGCUACUUCGGAGGUUACAGAUUAAAAAGUAAAAAACGUAAUGAAAUAACGCACGAUUACUGGGAUAAAUUUCCGUCGUAUUUAUCUAUUAACGAAGAAUUUUAUGAUAAGGAUCUCAAAAUUUCAAACAGUAAACUAUCAGUAGUCCAUCCUGCCAGACAAUGUCGCAUGGAGACAUGUUUCGAUUACACAAGAUGCAAGCAAGGAUUUUCUGUCUAUGUAUAUCCUAUCGAAGAUACUAUCAGUCCUCUCUAUCAAAAAAUAUUGAAUGUUAUCACUGAAUCUCGCUACUACACGAGUGAUCCAACGCGGGCUUGUAUACUUGUGCUGGCGCUUGACACGCUGGAUCGCGAUCCGCUUUCUACAGAGUUUGUUCACAAUUUACCAUCAAAGCUGAUGCGUCUGCCCCACUGGAACGAAGGACGUAAUCAUCUGAUAUUUAAUUUAUACUCGGGUACCUGGCCAGAUUACAUAGAAGAUGCCCUGGCGUUCAACAUUGGCUACGCGAUGCUGGCCAAAGCCAGUAUGUCCAUCAGUAUGCUCAGGCCAAACUUUGACGUGUCUAUUCCGCUGUUUGGGAAACAACACCCAGAACGUGGUGGUGAGCCUGGCCAGGCGGCAGAAAAUAAUUUUCCAAGUAAUAAAAAGUACCUCGCGGCAUUCAAGGGUAAAAGAUACGUACAUGGUAUUGGCUCGGAAACGAGAAAUGCUCUCUAUCAUCUUCACAAUGGGAAGGAUCUAGUAUUUGUGACGACCUGCAGGCACGGUAAAUCUUGGAGAGAACUUCAGGAUGAACAUUGUCAACAGGAUAAUCAAGAAUAUGAUACGUAUGACUAUGAAGUCCUACUAUUGAACUCAACGUUUUGUUUAGUACCGAGAGGACGUAGGCUUGGCAGCUUUAGGUUUCUGGAAGCUUUAAAAGCCGGAUGUAUUCCAGUUAUUCUGAGCAAUGGGUGGGCCUUAGCAUUUCAUGAUCGUAUCGACUGGAAUCAAGCGGUUAUAUUUACAGACGAGAGAUUGUUAUUUCAAAUUCCAGAUAUAUUGCGUUCCGUUUCAAACACACAAAUUCUAAAAUUUAGACAGCAAACACAAUUUUUGUGGGAGCGAUAUUUUUCUUCAAUUGAAAAAAUAAUUUUCACAGUAUUUGAAAAUAUUCGUGAGCGAUUGCCGUGGGAAGGAGCACGCGAAAAACUCAUUUGGAACACAUAUCCUGGUGCAUUGGCCAUCCUGCCUCAAUUCGCUGACAGUCAACAGGAGCUUCCGUUUUCGAACAAUGAUCCGGGCAAUGCAUUCACUGCCAUUAUUUAUUCUCAGUUAGGAUCUACGGCUGUUCUUUAUCGCUUACUCCGAAGUGUUGCCAAGAGCAAAUAUUUAGAUAAGAUUAUUUUAAUGUGGAAUUCCGACAUUCCCGUACCGAGAAGGCCGCGUUGGCAAGGCAUCAAAGUAACAAUCACAGUGAUAGUUGCGAGCAGUAUUUCUCAACGCUUCUAUCCCUAUCCUCAAAUCGAGACUAGUGCCAUAUUAUCACUAGACGAAGACGUAACUCUUAAUACCGACGAGAUUGACUUUGCAUUUGUCGUCUGGCAGUCAUUUCCUGAUCGAAUAGUCGGAUAUCCAGCGAGAUCUCACUACUGGGAUGAUUCCAAGAGAUCGUGGGGUUACACCAGUAAAUGGACAAACGACUACAGCAUAGUAUUGACGGGGGCAGCUUUUUAUCAUCGUUAUUACAAUACGCUGUACACUGAAUCGCUGAGCUCAACGUUGCACAAAACAGUCGAGCAGUCACAAAAUUGCGAAGACAUACUUAUGAAUUUUUUGGUGAGCCAUGUGACACGACGGCCGCCUAUUAAAGUGACUCAGCGUAAACUUUAUAAAGACACUACGGCAGCUGGAAUUAGAUCCUCGUGGAAUGACCCAGAUCACUUUACACAGCGUCAGACCUGUAUGAAUACUUUUGUAGCUGUUUUCGGUUACAUGCCUUUACUGCGCUCCAACAUGAGACUGGAUCCUGUGUUGUUCAAAGACCCGGUUAGCAAUUUACGUAAAAAAUACCGACAAAUUGAACUAGUUAGUAACUGA